Messenger RNA from Odobenus rosmarus divergens (Pacific walrus), 1707 nucleotides. It is a transcript of the gene TRIM6, whose product is annotated as tripartite motif containing 6. The transcript has 7 exons. Lineage: Eukaryota; Metazoa; Chordata; Mammalia; Carnivora; Odobenidae. Bases 70 to 1533 code for a protein of 487 amino acids. Gene Ontology annotation, molecular function: protein binding; zinc ion binding. The record is from RefSeq and is a predicted model, not a curated record.
AGAAUUCUGUAAGCAAGAAGCAUCUUAGAAAUCCCCGCUGGGCAGGCAGGAGCUAGGAGAGAAGCUACAAUGACCUCAGCGGUCCUGGUGGACAUACGAGAUGAAGUGACCUGCCCCAUCUGCCUGGAGCUCCUGACAGAGCCCCUGAGCAUAGACUGUGGCCACAGCUUCUGCCAGACUUGCAUCACGGGGAACAGCGCAGAAUCAGUGUUGGGCCGAGAAGGGGAAAGCAGCUGUCCUGUGUGCCAGACCAGCUACCAACCUGGGGACCUGAGGCCGAAUCGGCACCUGGCCAACAUAGCAGAGAGGCUCAGAGAGGUGGUGUUGGGCCCUGGGAUGCAGCUGAAGGCGAUUCUCUGUGCACACCAUGGAGAGAAACUCCAGCUCUUCUGUAAGGAGGAUGGGAAGCUCAUUUGCUGGCUUUGUGAGCGGUCUCAGGAGCAUCGUGGUCACCACACGGUCCUUAUGGAGGAAGUUGCCCAUGAGUACCAGGAGAAGUUCCAGGAGUCUCUGAGGAAGCUGAGGCUAGAGCAGCAGGAAGCUGAGAGACUAACUGCUGUUAUCAUAGGGAAGAGGACAUCCUGGAAGAAUCAGAUGGAACCCGAGAGACACAGGAUCCAGACAGAGUUUAAUAAGUUGAGAAGCAUCCUGGACAAAGAGGAGCAGCGACAAUUGAAAAAGCUGGAGGAGGAAGAGAGGAAGGGGCUGAGUAUUUUAGAAGAGGCUGAGAAUGAGCUGGUCCAACAGAGCCAGUCACUGAGGGAGCUUAUCUCAGAUCUGGAGCUUCGGUGUCAGGGGUCAGCAAUGGAGCUGCUGCAGGAUGUGAGUGAUGUCAUAAAAAGAAGUGAGUUCUGGGCCCUAAAGAAGCCAGAAGCUCUUCCUACCAAGCUGAAGAGUAUGUUUCGAGUUCCAGAUCUGAAAAGGAUGCUGCGAGUGUUUAGAGAACUGACGGAUGUCCAGAGCUACUGGGUGGACGUGACUCUGAAUCCACACACAGCUAAUUUAAAUCUUGUCAUGUCUAAAAACCGAAGACAGGUGAGAUUUGUGGGUGCCAAGCUGUCUGGGUCUUACCUGGAAGAGCAUUAUGACUGUGGUAUCCUGGGAUCUCAGCACUUCUCCUCCGGGAAACAUUACUGGGAAGUGGAUGUGGCCAAGAAGACUGACUGGAUCCUGGGGGUGUGCAGUAAUUCAGUGGAACCUACGUACUGUUUCAACCAGUUUACAAACAAUCGAAAUGUUUACUCCAGGUAUCAACCUCAAAGUGGAUACUGGGUGAUUGGGCUACAUCAUAAACAUGAAUAUAGAGCCUAUGAGGAAUCUUCCACUUCCCUGCUCCUCUCCAUGAUGGUGCCCCCUCGCCGUGUUGGAGUUUUCUUAGACUAUGAGGCCGGCACUGUCUCCUUUUAUAAUGUCACGAACCAUGGCUUUCCCAUCUACACCUUCUCUAAAUAUUACUUUCCUACCACCCUUUCUCCAUAUUUUAAUCCUUGCAACUGUGUAGUCCCGAUGACCCUGCGUCGCCCAAGCUCUUGAACGUUCCAUUGACUGCACCCAUAUCUGAGCAGGACCCUUCACUCUGAGAUUCAUCUGUACCUCAGUCUCUCCUUUCUGAACUUCUGUUUUCUCGCAUUCUUACAUCCUUCCCUCCAGCAUUUACUCAGUGCCAAAAUAUACCCAGAGGUGAUAGUGGACAUCCCAAAUUAAUUA